AGACCAGAGCUGGUCAUGUUAAUAAGGCCGAAAGAAGAAAAUGAGAGCAAUGACAAAAGGAGCUCCUUCUUCCCCCCUUUGCUCGGCCGGGCUCAAUGUCAAACCCAUUUCCGCCCUUUCUCUCUGUAACCAGACUCAUCUUCCUCUUCCUCCUCUCCCUCUUUCCCACCUAUAUUAAUGGAAUUCACAGCACUGCGAAGUUCGAGUUCAGGGAGGCGACGAUAGAGAAGAUACGGUCAGCCUUCGAGCGGCAGGAGCUGACCUCGAGGCAGCUGGUGGAGUACUACCUGGACGCCAUCGACAAGCUCAACCCUCGACUUAGGGCCGUCAUCGAGGUGAACCCGGAGGCCCUGGCUCUGGCGGACAAGGCCGAUGAGGAGAGGGGGCAGCGGGGACGGGCUGGGUCGACGCUGCACGGGAUUCCGGUGUUGCUCAAGGACUCGAUCGGGACGAAGGACAGUCUGAACACGACAGCGGGAUCGCUGGCGCUGGUGGGCUCGGCUGUGCGGAGAGAUGCGGGCGUGGCGAGGAGGCUGCGGCGUAGCGGGGCCAUCAUCUUGGGGAAGGCCUCCAUGAGCGAGUGGUAUGGCGUCCGCUCGAGGUUCGCCCCCCAGGGGUGGAACGCCAGGGUCGGUCAACCCAUGAAUCCAUAUGUGGCGACGGCCAGCCCGUGUGGUUCCAGCACCGGCUCCGCCAUAGGCGUCGCCGCCAACAUGGUGGCGGUAUCACUAGGAACAGAGACGCAUGGCUCCAUCAUCUGCCCUGCUGAUAAAAAUUCGGUGGUUGGGAUCAAGCCCACCGUCGGACUCACGAGCAGAGCCGGCGUCGUCCCUCUCUCUCCAAGGCAGGACACCAUUGGGCCCAUCUGUAGAACCGUGGCGGACGCGGUAUACGUGUUGGAGGAAAUUGUGGGUUAUGAUGCCAGGGAUAAGGAGGCGACAGAGAAAGCUGCAAAGUUCAUUCCUGUAGGAGGGUACAGACAAUUUUUGAGAAAUGAUGGGCUUCGUGGGAAAAGGCUUGGCAUAGUUCCACAGCCUUUCUUUAAUUUUUCUGAUCAACCUUCUGUUGCCAAGAUUUUCGAGGAUCAUCUCCAUACGAUGAGGAGGCAUGGGGCAAUCCUGGUCGAUAAUCUUGUGAUAUCCAACAUAAGCACCAUCCGUAACUGGUCUAAGAGUGGAGAGUCGACUGCUCUGCUGUAUGAAUUUAGGCAGAAUCUGAAUUCUUACCUGAAAGGCCUUAAGAGUUCUUCUGUAAGAUCGCUAGCUGAUGUGAUUGCUUUCAACGAAAGACACCCAAUCCAGGAAAAGAUGAAAGAGUAUGGGCAGGAUGUUUUCUUAGCAUCCGAGAGCUCAGGUGGUCUGGCAGAGGAAGUGAAGGUGGCAGUGAAGACGAUGGAGGAACUGUCCAAGAAUGGUUUUGAGAAGUUGAUGAAGCACAAUAAGUUGGAUGCGUUGGUCACACCAAGCAACUCUGCCUCCAAUAUUCUGGCCAUUGGAGGGUACCCAGCAAUCAGUGUUCCUGCUGGGUACUAUGGCAAAGAAGGGGUGCCCAUAGGGAUAUGUUUCGGUGGGUUAAGGGGUUCCGAACCAACCUUGAUAGAAAUUGCCUACUCUUACGAACAGGCAACUAAAAUAAGAAAGCCCCCCAAGAUUCAGGUCUGAUCCUCUGAAGCAAUGAACUUAUGUAGUCAGCUUUUAGGGAAUUACUAGCCAUACUUACAGGCUUAAUGUGUUGUUCUUGGCCUUCACUGUUCAGUUGUGUAGAUAGCAUGCUUUUAUUGGCCGUGAUUCGUCAUGAUAAUAACUUGCUUGCGGUCGUGUUGGUUUUAGAAGUUCACAUUCUGAACCUGCUGGCUUGAUAAUAAACUCUACUAGAUCUCCAUCCA
Nymphaea colorata (pocket water lily) is the source of this 1885-nucleotide messenger RNA. RefSeq names its product probable amidase At4g34880. The record is from RefSeq and is a predicted model, not a curated record. NCBI's taxonomy places the organism in Eukaryota, Viridiplantae, Streptophyta, Magnoliopsida, Nymphaeales, Nymphaeaceae. The coding region runs from base 96 to 1661 and encodes 521 amino acids. The transcript has 5 exons.